AUGCUGGUCAUCGUCAAUUCAAAAAAACUGAAUGCCUGGCGCAUCAAGGGUCUGCUGACUUCGCGUGCCUUCACGCCUGGCGGAAUUGCCGCAACCUGUGGUAUUCGCACGGCACAUAACAUGACCCGUUUAACGAGGCACUGGGACGAGCCACCAGACUGCCGAAGCAUUGACAAAAUGAAUGCGGCCUCUCAGCGUUGGUGCUUUGGUGCCUCGCACGCAGACCCUCGGUGUCAACCCCCAACUUUUCCGUUCGCUCAGUUUCGGUGUGGAGUGUGUUUAUCCGGGACAAGGCGCCGUGGUGCGAGAAAAGCGCUCUUAACUGAAGCUGCAAGCGGUGUCCGCGCACCGCCACGACAUCAAAGUUGCGCGAUGGAGCUAACACUUAUUUCAUGCGCGGAGGGCGGUGGGCUGGCCGUCAAAGAAUGCGGCAAAAAAACUAAUUAUAUGGCCCGACGAGAUGAGAGGGGGAAGGGAAGGGAGUCGCUGCUCCUCUCCCUUUCCGGUUAUGCGAAAAAAACAUCAACUAUGUGGGACUGGAAAGUCAAUCAACCUGUUAAUGCUCUUCUCAAGCCCCUGCCUCCUCGGCCCGUGCUGGGUGCACGACUUGCCACCAUUUAUGCCAGUUGGGUCCUGAAACCACAAUUCGUGAUGCUCACAGUUCAGCCAAUCGAUCAGGGCGCCGCCUUCGUUGGGAUCCACUCAGUUGGUCUGGAACGAACUACCACCACCCUGUGGUUUCACCCUGCAAACCCGCCCCCCCCUACAUUUGUGCUAUUCAUCCCCUCAUGCCUCUUCGUAAGGGCGGUAAGAAGCACCGUCAAGAGCAGCGACAACUUAGUAACACCCGACUAA
Molecule: messenger RNA, 855 nt
Organism: Mesocestoides corti
Lineage: Eukaryota; Metazoa; Platyhelminthes; Cestoda; Cyclophyllidea; Mesocestoididae
Source: the annotation of a GenBank genome assembly